Molecule: messenger RNA, 1415 nt
Organism: Onychostoma macrolepis
Lineage: Eukaryota; Metazoa; Chordata; Actinopteri; Cypriniformes; Cyprinidae
Gene: catip
Product: ciliogenesis associated TTC17 interacting protein
Exons: 11
Coding region: 172-1239 (355 amino acids)
Biological process (GO): actin filament polymerization; cilium organization
Source: RefSeq, a predicted model, not a curated record
GGAAACCAGAGAUGCUAAUAAGUUUGAGACAAACGAAAAACACAUCUACACCGUGUAAAAAAAAAAACGAGUUAAAAGCUUAAUGUAGACGCUCAUUAGCAAAGUAGCUCCUGCUUGUUUGACAUCUGCUGAAGGACUGAACAGUUGAAACUCAAUAUACAAUCCAGACACAUGGAGGAGAGUGAAUCAACACCGAAUGAAACAGAAGAGCUGAAAGCUUCGGUUAAUGCAGUGGAGUUUAUUUACAGCAUUACACCGAAGGAUCUGGACCAGUGUUUGUUCGCAGAUUCACUUGUGACUGUGUCAGAUUCGGGCCGGGAGCUGGGAGACUUCACUGUGAGUGUCACCAAGGCAAGCUACAAUGAUGAGCUAUGUUAUCUGCUCCAUGCCAACAGUCAUGGAACGAUUGAUGACAUUCCUUGUGGUACAUCCAUUAUAGCUUACAUAUCGAUAAAUCUUGAGAUACUGGAAGAGAAUCAUCAUGAAUAUGUAAAGUUAGAAAAGCAGACUGUGGACAGGAAAGUACAUAUUGUUAAACAGGAUGAUCAGCUAGUGGUAAACCGAAUCAUCUCAGAGAAAGAGGGAGUGAAGACACAAACCCACACAUUUCCACUGAGCUCUCUAAAGGGUUUUGUGUCUGAAGCAUCCAACUUAAUGAUCCUGCGUAUACUGGCCCGGCAGAAGACUGUUCCAGAAAACAUGACAUUCCUGUCAUUUGAUGCAGAUACUGUGCUUUCUAAGUCAGUUUAUAGAGCACUUGGGUGCAAGAAGCAGAUGAUUGGGGAAGAGUUAGUUGAUAUCUUUGGGAUUGAAAGGACUGUCUCUCCUGCAAAGGACUCCUCAGGAACUUGGCAUUGCUAUUUCUUGCCAGAUGGGCAUCUAGCAAGCAGAGUGCAGUUGGGCUCACCUGCAAUUAUGAAGCUCCUGCAUUUGCCUUUCUUGCUUGAUGGAGUGGAGAAAGACCAGAUUCCUGUGUUUGAGAAGAAGCCACUCAUUUGGGAGGAAGACAUGGCACUUUACUCAAAGUUUCUUGACAGAAAGGAGGAACUCAAAGCAGACUACUCCUCCUACGUAAGACAACACCCUGAGCUAAAGGCUUUAUUGGCAGACUUCCUGCAGUUCCUGCUGUUGAGGAAACCUCAAGAUGUCUUCUCCUUUGCUCGUGACUUCUUUGCUCUUGCAUCUCAAAGUCCUCCAGGAAAGUCCUGUAAAGACUCACAAAACUUUCCACAAGAAUAACAAACACUAACCAAGUGUCUGAUGUGAAAUUGAAAAUAAAAGUACUCUUCUAAUAGUGCCUUGGUAUAAUGACGUUAUGCUCUGUUUUCGUAUGUACUGUAAGAGUAUUUGGUUCGUCUGGAUGACAAGCUGUUUAUUUGAGAGACAGUAAAACAUUCUAGUGUGUCAAAAUAACU